This is a messenger RNA of Carlito syrichta (Philippine tarsier), 1046 nucleotides long. It is a transcript of the gene SPACA6, whose product is annotated as sperm acrosome associated 6. The transcript has 9 exons. Lineage: Eukaryota; Metazoa; Chordata; Mammalia; Primates; Tarsiidae. The record is from RefSeq and is a predicted model, not a curated record. Gene Ontology annotation, biological process: fusion of sperm to egg plasma membrane involved in single fertilization. The coding region runs from base 1 to 978 and encodes 325 amino acids.
AUGGCCCUGCGGGUCCCAGCCAGCACCAGCCCCACUGCCCUGCUAGCCCUCGCUGCCAUGUUGAGGGUGCCCGCCUGGGCCUGUCUCCUCUGCUUCACAACCUCUUCCGAGCGCCUCCGCAUCUGCCGGAUGUUUGCCGGCGUGGAGGGCCCCAAGCUCGAGGAGUGUGAGGAGGCCUUCACGGCGGCCUUUGGGGGCCUGUCAGACACCGAGAUCAACUACGAGGAGAGAAGCCACUUGCAUGACGCCUUCACGCAGAUGACACACUCGCUCCAGGAGCUCGCAGCUGCCCAGGGGUCCUUCAAGGUUGCCUUCCCCGAUGCUGCAGAGAAAAUGAAGAAGGUCAUUAUGCAGCUUAAAGAAGUCCAGGCCUGCAUCCCUCCCUGCGGUCUCCAGGAGGUCGCCCGGCGAUUCCGCUGCGGCGGGUGCUACUCCAAGGUCUGCGACCUCCCGCUGGACUGCCCAGUUCAAGACGUGACAGUGACUCGAGGUGACCAGGCGAUGUUUUCUUGUGUCGUGAAAUUCCAGCUGCCAAAGGAGGAGAUCACCUACUCCUGGAAGUUCGCUGGAGGAGGUCUCCGGACUCAGGACCAGUCCUACUUCCGAGAUUUGCCGCGGGCCGAAGGGCACCUGGCGCGGAUCCGGCCGGCGCAGCCCACGCACCGCGGGACUUUCUCCUGCGUGAUCGAGCACGACCAGCGUCCCCUGGCGCGGCUCUACUUUUUCCUUAACGUGACGGGCCCGCCCCCGCGCGGGGAGACAGAGCUCCAAGUCACGUUCCGGGAAGUGCUGCGCUGGGGGCCGCGGGACGCGGAGUUGGUCGAACCCUGGAGGCCGAGCCUGGGCGAGUUGCUGGCCAGGCCCGACGCUUUGACGCCGAGCAACCUGUUCCUGCUUGCGGCCGUUGCAGCCCUGGCAUCAGCAAGUGCGACCCUAAUGGCGUGGAUGUUCUUUCGAUGGUAUGUCAGUGCCAACUAACAAAGGUAUCUCUUCCUUCCUUCCUUGUCCUAUUCCCAUUCCUAAAAUAAAAAAUGUGUUUCAACUCU